Molecule: messenger RNA, 1953 nt
Organism: Mytilus californianus (California mussel)
Lineage: Eukaryota; Metazoa; Mollusca; Bivalvia; Mytilida; Mytilidae
Product: ruvB-like 1
Exons: 10
Coding region: 90-1460 (456 amino acids)
Biological process (GO): chromatin remodeling; regulation of transcription by RNA polymerase II; box C/D snoRNP assembly
Cellular component (GO): R2TP complex; NuA4 histone acetyltransferase complex; Swr1 complex
Molecular function (GO): ATP hydrolysis activity; ATP binding; DNA helicase activity
Source: RefSeq, a predicted model, not a curated record
ACAAACUCGUAUUUCACGAUUGCAGCGUGCCGGUUCGUGUAAAGUUUUGUUUAUAGUUGCUCUGCUUAGUUAUAUCUUAAAGAACAAAGAUGAAGAUCGAAGAAGUGAAAAGUACCACAAAAACUCAACGAAUCGCUACACAUAGUCACAUUAAGGGAUUAGGUUUGGAUGAAAAUGGCUAUGCAAUUCAGAAUGCGGCUGGUUUAGUUGGACAAGAACUUGCUCGAGAGGCAGCUGGUGUUGUUGUAGAACUUAUUAGAUCAAAGAAGAUGGCAGGUAGAGCUGUAUUGUUGGCAGGACCUCCAGGAACUGGCAAGACUGCUAUAGCGCUAGCUGUUGCCCAGGAAUUAGGAUCAAAAGUGCCUUUCUGUCCUAUGGUUGGUAGUGAAGUAUACUCAACCGAGAUUAAAAAGACUGAAGUAUUGAUGGAGAACUUCAGACGAGCUAUUGGACUCAGAAUCAAAGAAACAAAGGAAGUCUAUGAAGGAGAAGUGACUGAGAUGUCUCCAGUUGAAACAGAAAAUCCAAUGGGAGGGUAUGGUAAGACGGUAAGCCAUGUUGUCAUUGGUUUGAAAACCGCCAAAGGAACAAAACAACUUAAGUUAGACCCAUCUAUAUAUGAAAGUCUACAGAAAGAGAAAGUAGAAGUUGGUGAUGUUAUUUACAUUGAGGCUAACAGUGGUGCAGUGAAGAGACAAGGAAGAUCAGAUUCCUAUGCCACAGAGUUUGAUUUAGAAGCUGAGGAAUAUGUACCUCUUCCUAAAGGUGAUGUUCACAAAAAGAAAGAAGUCAUACAAGAUGUUACACUCCAUGAUUUAGACAUAGCUAAUGCUAGACCACAGGGAGGACAAGAUAUUAUGUCGAUGAUGGGCCAGUUAAUGAAACCAAAGAAAACAGAAAUUACAGAUAAGUUGAGAAAAGAAAUCAAUAAAGUAGUAAACAAAUAUAUAGACCAGGGUAUAGCUGAACUUGUGCCAGGAGUAUUAUUUAUAGACGAAGUACACAUGUUAGAUAUAGAAUGUUUUACCUACCUUCACAGAGCUUUAGAAUCAACGAUAGCACCAAUUGUUAUAUUUGCAACAAACCGAGGGAAAUGUACAAUUAGAGGAACUGAAGAUAUUGUUGCACCUCAUGGAAUUCCUCUUGAUUUAUUGGACAGAGUGAUGAUUAUUAGAACAUUACCUUACUCAGAGGAAGAAAUGGUCCAGAUCUUAAAGAUCAGAGCAACAACAGAAAACAUUUCGUUAGAUGAAGAAUCAGCCCUGUCAUUAGGAAAGAUUGGUGUACAGACAACAUUAAGGUACUCAGUGCAGUUACUGACACCAUCAAAUCUCUUAGCAAAAAUCAAUGGAAAAGAUGCCAUUUCAAAGGAGGAGAUUGAAGAAAUCAAUAAACUUUUCUAUGAUGCUAAGGCAUCAGCCAAAAUAUUAGCAGAACAAGAAGACAAAUAUAUGAAAUAAAUGAAACAAUACUUCAGGAUAAAUAUGAAAUCUGGAUAUUAUUUAAUACAAAGUAAAAGUAUCAACAAAAUAGAGAUGCAGCUUUAGAACUCCACAAUUGAAAAUGUUUUCAGAAUAUUUGUAUUUACUUGACAUAUUUGAUAUAAGUGAAUUUAUUAGGCAAGAUUCAAAAAUGUUUUCUGGUUUUAUUGUGUUUUAGGGUUGCUGUAUCACACACUCAUCUUUUUAUUCAUUUUUAAACAGUUCAGCAUAGAAAUUUGUUAGCUAAGUGUUGAAUAAAUGUAUGAAAUAUUUGUGCAAUGUAUCAUUGAUAACAUGGAAAAUGAGUAUUUUCACUACAUUAGAUUUAAGUUGGUUAAGAACAUUUACAUUAAGAUCUGAUCAAUGUGUUCUUGUUUUAUUGAAAUUGUUAUGGACAUUGUAAAUAGUCAUUUAUUUUUGUCUUUAUAUUUGUUUUGUAAAAAUUUAUCAUGACCAAUAAUAUGAAAAGAAA